Molecule: messenger RNA, 387 nt
Organism: Didymosphaeria variabile
Lineage: Eukaryota; Fungi; Ascomycota; Dothideomycetes; Pleosporales; Didymosphaeriaceae
Exons: 4
Coding region: 1-387 (128 amino acids)
Biological process (GO): transcription elongation by RNA polymerase II
Cellular component (GO): transcription elongation factor complex
Molecular function (GO): RNA polymerase II complex binding
Source: RefSeq, a predicted model, not a curated record
AUGGCAAAACAGGGCAAACGCAAGUCGGCAAAGAAACCGCAGGGCCCCAAGAAGAAGGAGAAGCUCCCGACGACCUUCCAGUGCCUCUUCUGCAAUCACGAGAACUCUGUUUCCGUCUCCAUCGAGAAAAAGUCUGGCGUUGGCAACCUUCAGUGCAAGGUGUGCGGGCAGACCUUCCAGACCAACACCAAUUACCUUUCCGCCCCUGUCGAUGUCUACUCAGACUGGGUCGACGCUUGCGAUGCGGUAGCAAAGGAAGCGGCCGCGGCCAACACAGCUACACAAAGGCCUGCAGCCCGCGGAGGCAGGUCCCGGGUCGAGGAGGAAACAGAAGACUUCGUUGUCCAGGACGAAGCCGACGCCGAGGGCGACUACGACGACUACUGA